Cicer arietinum (chickpea) is the source of this 1014-nucleotide messenger RNA. RefSeq names its product transmembrane emp24 domain-containing protein p24delta3-like. The record is from RefSeq and is a predicted model, not a curated record. NCBI's taxonomy places the organism in Eukaryota, Viridiplantae, Streptophyta, Magnoliopsida, Fabales, Fabaceae.
GAGUUUUUAUAUAUUUAUUUACUUAUAGAGACCAAGUUCGUAUUUCCGGUCUCCUGUACCAAGUUUUCCUCCCCGGGUUAGAUCUGAGUCACUUUGCUUUAGAGUUUCCUUCGGCAAUGGCAAAAGCCUUCAACCUAAGUUCAGGAACCCGAAUCACUCUAAUUUUGUUGAUAUGCUUCACCAUUCUUACCGAAGCCAUUUGGUUAAAUAUCCCCAGUUCGGGAACUAAGUGUGUGUCAGAGGAAAUCCAAACACACGUCGUCGUUUUAGCUACUUACUAUGUUGUUUCUGAUGAUACCAAGGGUCACCCGCUUCCUACUAUUUCUGCCAAGGUGACAUCUCCAUACGGAAAUAAUCUUCACAACAAUGAAAAUGUUACUCAAGGUCAAUUUGCAUUUACUUCUACUGAGAGUGGGAACUAUGUGGCAUGCUUUUGGAUGGAUGGUAAAAAUCUAGAUGGUUCCUCAAUCAGCCUUGAUUGGAAAACUGGAAUCUCUGCCAAAGAUUGGGACUCUGUUGCAAAAAAAGAAAAGAUAGAGGGAGUUGAACUUGAGCUAAGGAAACUUGAAGGAGCUGUGGAAGCCAUCCACGAGAAUCUAUUAUAUUUAAAGAAUAGGGAAGCGGAAAUGAGAGAAGUAAGUGAAGCAACAAAUGGCAGAGUUGCAUGGUUCAGUAUAAUGUCUCUCGGCGUCUGCAUUUUGGUUUCGGUGUUGCAGCUGUGGUAUCUGAGAAGCUACUUUCGGAAGAAGAAACUCAUAUAGAUUUUAUUUUCCCUUAUUGUCUUUGUUUGUAACUUAGAUACAAACACACAAAUUGAGUACAAAUGCAUACAAUCAUGUAAAUACUAAAUACUAAGCAUAUGCUUGUAUUGGUUUUCCAAACUCCCGAGUGCCUUGAACAUGUUAAUGACCCGAUACAAUUUUUCUCUCUCACGUAUUUGUUCCUUUGAUAAUUGAUACCUAUGCAAUGUGGGUUUAGAUACUCAUAAAUAAAUGCAUACUAAGUUGUUGGAGA